Dermacentor silvarum is the source of this 546-nucleotide messenger RNA. RefSeq lists its product as uncharacterized. Bases 1 to 474 code for a protein of 157 amino acids. Gene Ontology annotation, molecular function: metallopeptidase activity. NCBI's taxonomy places the organism in Eukaryota, Metazoa, Arthropoda, Arachnida, Ixodida, Ixodidae. The record is from RefSeq and is a predicted model, not a curated record. The transcript is spliced from 2 exons.
AUGCUGGUGAUUACGUCAUCGCAGGUGGCGAAGGCGCUGGGCGAGCUCUUCCUGGCGGCCUAUCGAAGCAGCUCGCCACCAGCACGGGAGCCUGUCCUGCAGUACAUGCACUGCGUCCAGCCCGAUGCCAAAAGUGCACGCCAGGACGAGAGUGAAAUGAUGCAGGUGCUGUCGUUCAACGUGCUCUUCGACACGUACAGGGCGAGGGCGGAAGCCGGAGACAAGCGGCUCGUGGGCCUCGAGACGCUGACGCUGCCCCAGCUGUUGUUCAUGGCAGCCUGCUACGCGAACUGUCCCGGCGGCGGCCUGCCGUCACCGGCGUUCUACAUAGCCGGUGUACCCGAUCUGUGGCCGGGGGGCGAGCCCCACUGCGACGCCUUGUUGCGGCGGACGAGCCACUUCGCGCGCACUUUCGGCUGCGCUCCCGGCACGCACAUGAACACCGGCGCCGACGGCUGCAGCCUAUUUCCCUGAGAUGCCGCACCCCGCUCUGGACGCCCACGGGUUGCAAGUUUGGGGUCAGUCGAAGAAGGGGCGCAUCGAUGU